Orussus abietinus is the source of this 1442-nucleotide messenger RNA. RefSeq names its product trypsin-7. Gene Ontology annotation, biological process: proteolysis. The transcript is spliced from 6 exons. Gene Ontology annotation, molecular function: serine-type endopeptidase activity. Bases 1 to 771 code for a protein of 256 amino acids. NCBI's taxonomy places the organism in Eukaryota, Metazoa, Arthropoda, Insecta, Hymenoptera, Orussidae. The record is from RefSeq and is a predicted model, not a curated record.
AUGAUUGAUGAACGUCACUUGUCACCGAAUUACAUUGUUGUUAGUCCCAUUAUUGCAUCACUUCAAUAUAACGAAUCAUUUUUCGGGCACGAUGUUCUGCACUUUUGCGGCGGGAGUAUUAUCAGCGAAAACUGGAUCGUUACAACUGCCCAAUGCGCCACUGAGUUAGAAAAGGAGGAACUGCAAGUGCGAGUUGGGUCAAAGUAUUACUACGAAGGUGGCCAGAUUCACUUAGUCGCUGACAUCUUAGUACAUCCUAAUUACAGCGAAGCACAUAAUGACUUCGACGUGGGACUACUUAGGCUGGCUAGUAACAUCACCUUCGACAACCAAACACUGCCAAUAAGGUUACCUCCACCCGAUAUGGAAAUUGCAAACGAAGAAAUGAUUGCUGUUGUCGGAUGGGGGGCAAUAAAGAAUCUCGGAAACUUCUCGGGGGAAAUUCGCAGCACUAAAGUGAUGAAGAUCGACAAUGACAAAUGCAGACUCGUUUACGGAAAUUUCUCCGUAACUGACCGGAUGUUUUGCACAAAUGUAGAUGGCGCUGGACCAUGUAUGGGUGAUUCUGGAUCUCCGGCAUUAGCUAAAAAUCUCAUAGUCGGAAUAGUGUCAUGGAGUCAUAAAUGUGCAGAAGCCGAGUACCCGUCCGUCUUUGUCAACGUGCCAAUCAUUUCAGGAUGGAUAACAAAUGUGACAGGCGUGUCAUCGACCAGCAGAAUGACAUACAGUGCGGGAUUAUUAAUAUUGGCAAUAUUAUUAGGACUGACAUAAUUAUUAACUAAUAUUAUAGUAUAAUAGACGAUCUGAGUCUCUUCUUCGGGCUAUCGCGGUCGACCUUGUUAUCGAGCUUAAUCUCGCGGACGAAUGAUAAGGAAGAAGGCGCGAUCAGUGACGUAGUGAUAAUUCGAUGUCGGAAUUUAUCCUGAUCGAUAAGUCGAAAUUAUGUCGGUCGAUGAGGUGUCUGAUAUCGGAAGAUGUCCCGAAGUCCAACCUAUCAAAAAUAUAUCCGAUUGAUUGAUAAUCGCUAACCCUUAAACGGAUAUUAGGUCAUUUUUGGCCAUCGUCAUGAAAUGAAAUAUUUCAUACCUGGAAAUCGAAAAAUAUUGUCCGAAUUUUAAUGCCGAUCGUCAAUUUUAACCGAAUUAAAUUAUUCUUUGUCAUAUGUAAUCGGCUAAUUAUCUGAACAAUUAGUCGAUUUCAUAUGAAUUAGAAUAGUCCCUCGCGAAAAAUGAUAUAAUUGUCACACAAGAGUAUAGAGUCACUUUCAACAUAUUUUCUGACAAUUAUUAAUCGUUAACUACGGGAGAAUAUGAUAAAGUGUCAAAUUGCAUAUGCAAAGUGCGGAUUCAGGAUUUCAUGACAUUGGCUCAAAAUUGAUAAAUUUCUGUUUAAACGAACUGUCGGAGGCAUCGAGUGCGGAUUCGUACAAAUUUCUGUGAUCA